GGAAAUCCGUCACCUUAUGUCAUAUACUGCAACCGGAAGUAGAAACUACUCGUGAAGAGUCUGGAUUAAGAAACAAAACUGCGAAACCCGAUCUCGUUGGUGCAAGAAACAGGUGACCAUGUCAGACAGCGAGGAUAGCAAUUUCUCCGAGGAGGAUAGUGAGAGGAGCAGCGAAGCUGAGGAAGUAGAGCAGGAAGCAGAGGAAGAGAGAGCUAGUGCUGCUGGCAGUGAGAAAGGAGAUGAAGAAGAAGAGGUUGAAGAGGAAGAUGAGGAUGAAUAUGAUGAAGAGGAGGAGGAGGAGGAUGAUGAUCGGCCUCGGAAGAAACCGCGACAUGGAGGAUUUAUCCUCGAUGAAGCCGAUGUUGAUGAUGAGUAUGAAGAUGAAGAUCAGUGGGAGGACGGCGCAGAAGAUAUUUUGGAGAAAGCUGAAGAAAUUGAAGCUUCUAACAUUGACAAUGUGGUCCUGGAUGAGGACCGCUCGGGGGCCCGGCGACUACAGAAUUUGUGGAGAGAUCAGAGAGAAGAGGAACUGGGUGAAUACUACAUGAAGAAAUAUGCCAAGUCUUCCGUAGGAGAACACAUAUACGGUGGAUCUGAUGAAUUAUCUGAUGACAUUACACAGCAGCAGCUGCUUCCUGGAGUCAAAGACCCCAAUCUCUGGACAGUAAAAUGCAAGAUUGGAGAGGAAAGAGCCACUGCCAUCGCCUUGAUGAGGAAAUUCAUUGCGUACCAAUUCACAGAUUCACCUCUUCAGAUUAAAUCGGUGGUUGCCCCGGAGCAUGUUAAGGGUUAUAUCUAUGUGGAGGCAUACAAACAGACUCACGUUAAACAGGCCAUUGAGGGAGUUGGCAAUUUGCGCAUGGGCUUCUGGAAUCAACAGAUGGUGCCCAUUAAGGAAAUGACUGACGUACUGAAGGUUGUGAAGGAGGUGACAAAUCUCAAACCUAAAUCCUGGGUGCGACUGAAGAGAGGUAUCUACAAGGACGACAUAGCUCAGGUGGAUUACGUGGAGCCCAGUCAGAAUACCAUAUCGCUUAAAAUGAUCCCCAGAAUUGACUAUGAUCGUAUCAAAGCACGCAUGAGUCUGAAGGAUUGGUUCGCCAAGAGGAAGAAGUUCCGCAGACCCCCUCAGAGGCUGUUUGAUACAGAGAAGAUAAGGUCCUUGGGAGGAGAUGUGUCUUCAGAUGGAGAUUUCCUCAUUUUUGAGGGCAAUCGUUACAGCCGUAAAGGUUUCUUGUUCAAGAGCUUUGCAAUGUCUGCAGUGAUCACGGAUGGGGUGAAACCAACUCUGUCUGAGUUGGAGAAGUUUGAGGAUCAGCCAGAAGGAGUUGAUCUUGAAGUGGUGACUGAAGCAACAGGAAAGGAACGUGAGCACAGUCUGCAGUCGGGAGAUAAUGUGGAGGUUUGUGAAGGAGAAUUGAUAAAUCUUCAGGGAAAGAUUCUCAGCGUGGACGGGAACAAGAUUACUAUUCUACCAAAACACGAGGAUCUUAAGGACAUCCUGGAAUUUCCAGCACAGGAAUUGAGAAAAUAUUUCCGGAUGGGGGACCACGUGAAGGUCAUCGCUGGACGCUAUGAAGGAGACACCGGUCUGGUUGUGCGUGUGGAAGAGAAUUUUGUCAUUCUUUUCUCUGAUCUGACAAUGCAUGAGCUAAAGGUACUCCCUCGAGACCUGCAACUGUGUUCAGAAACCGCAUCAGGAGUGGAUGUCGGAGGGCAGCACGAAUGGGGAGAACUUGUUCAGCUAGACCCUCAAACAGUGGGAGUCAUUGUACGUCUAGAAAGAGAAACCUUCCAGGUUCUGAACAUGCAUGGUAAAGUAGUCACAGUCAGACACCAGGCUGUCAACCGGAAGAAGGACAAUCGCUUUGCUGUGGCUUUAGAUUCUGAAGAGAACAAUAUCCAUGUUAAGGACAUCGUCAAAGUCAUUGAUGGACCACAUUCGGGCCGUGAGGGUGAAAUUCGGCACUUAUUCCGCAAUUAUGCAUUCCUGCACUGCAAGAAGCUGGUUGAAAAUGGUGGAAUGUUUGUGUGCAAAACGCGUUACUUGGUUUUGGCUGGAGGUUCAAAGCCUCGAGAUGUUACCAACUUUACAAUUGGAGGGUUUGCCCCAAUGAGUCCCAGAAUAAGUAGUCCAAUUCAUCCUAGUGGAGCAGCAGGUCGUGGUGGCAUGGCUGGAGGAGGAGGAGGUGUAGGUGGUGGUGGUGGUGCAGGGAGGGGUCGAGGUCGUCGAGACAACGAUCUCAUUGGUCAGACUGUUAGAAUCUCACAAGGUCCUUAUAAAGGAUAUAUUGGGGUUGUGAAAGAUGCCACGGAAUCCACAGCCAGGGUGGAGCUUCAUUCCACAUGUCAGACCAUCUCUGUGGACAGACAGCGCCUAACUGCUGUUGGUUCUCGGCGUCCCGGAGGAAUGACUUCUACUCAUGCUCGCACCCCUAUAUAUGGCUCCCAGACCCCCAUGUAUGGUACCGGUUCCAGAACUCCCAUGUAUGGUUCACAGACUCCACUACACGAUGGGAGCCGGACUCCUCACUAUGGAUCUCAAACACCUCUGCACGAUGGAAGCCGAACUCCUGCUCAAAGUGGGGCGUGGGAUCCCAACAACCCAAACACGCCUUCAAGGGCGGAUGAAGAAUAUGAUUACAGAUAUGACGACGAACCAUCUCCAUCACCCCAAGGCUAUGGUGGUACCCCUAAUCCCCAGACUCCCGGAUAUCCUGAUGUGCCAUCUCCCCAGGUCAAUGCUCCGUACCACCCUCAGACUCCAGGAACACCAGCCAUGUACAACACGGACCAAUUCUCUCCGUAUGCUGCUCCAUCACCACAGGGCUCCUACCAACCAAGCCCAAGUCCACAAAGCUACCACCAAGUGGCCCCAAGUCCUGUGGGCUACCAGAACACCCACUCGCCUGCCAGCUACCACCCCACUCCAUCACCCAUGGCAUAUCAGGCCAGCCCUAGUCCCAGCCCUAUGGGUUACAGUCCGAUGACCCCUGGUGCCCCAUCUCCAGGUGGAUACAAUCCACACACGCCUGGCUCCUCCAUAGAACAGAUCUCGAGUGACUGGGUGACCACUGAUAUUCAAGUUAAAGUGAGAGACACUUACCAGGACAGCCAAGUCGUUGGACAGACUGGGAUCAUUCGCAGUGUCACGGGUGGUUUAUGUUCUGUGCUGCUGCAGGACAGUGAAAAAGUGAUCAGUAUCUCAGGAGAUAACCUGGAGCCAGUCACCCCAACAAAGAAUAGCCGGGUGAAGGUGAUUUUAGGGGAGGAUCGUGAAGCGAUGGGCGUCCUGCUCAGUAUUGAUAACGAAGAUGGUAUCGUCCGCAUGGAUCUGGAUGAUCAUCUAAAAAUCCUCAACCUUCACUUUUUGGGCAAAUUGGAGUCCUGAGCUUGGGUGGGAGCAGUGCUGGGGUAGCUGUAUAUUGGUAUUGGGGUUUACAACACAUAAGACCAGGUGUGACUAGUCAGUGUGUUUGUAUAGUGAUAAUCACACCCUCCACCAUGCAUUUUGUAAUAUCUCCCAAAAUAAAGGAUUCUUUGCAGCUAUACUGUGCAUCUGGCCGGCUUCUGCCAUGUCUUGCGUCCUGUGCACAGUCACACCAAUGGCAGGCCGCACUCAGAUUUUAUCAAGGAAGCUUUGAGUGUUUGUUUUCAUUCUCCACUCAUCUGCAGCAGACCUGGAAUAUUAUUUUUUUUUAAAAAACACCAAAAACAUUAUUUGCGCUUGUUUUUGCUGAAACAGAGGCUGUGUAUUCUGUUAGAAAUUCCAUGUGUGAUAUUUAUAUGGUGCUCUCAAUAAACAAGACAAAAUUUG
Molecule: messenger RNA, 3817 nt
Organism: Pelobates fuscus (common spadefoot toad)
Lineage: Eukaryota; Metazoa; Chordata; Amphibia; Anura; Pelobatidae
Gene: SUPT5H
Product: SPT5 homolog, DSIF elongation factor subunit
Exons: 30
Coding region: 119-3391 (1090 amino acids)
Biological process (GO): transcription elongation by RNA polymerase II; regulation of DNA-templated transcription elongation; transcription elongation-coupled chromatin remodeling
Cellular component (GO): DSIF complex
Molecular function (GO): mRNA binding; protein binding
Source: RefSeq, a predicted model, not a curated record